GGAGGUGUGAAUGGAUGUGCCGAGCCCGAUAUUGGAGAUUCUAGGAAGAGGCCACUGGAUUCCGAACUCGAUAUUGGCGCCACGAAAAGGUCCCACCAUGGCGGAGUACGAUACAAUCGGGUGUUUUGAUGCGAAGUUGAGCGGAUAGGCCCCCCUAGGCCCGACGUCGGAACGCAGACCAGCCAGCGUGGGGAGAAGUCUGGGUACCGCCGUGUGGAGUAGACAGCGCUGCCACGAACGGGGACGCACCAGCAUGCUCAGGAAAAAGAAACUCUGACAGUUUGUGAGCGCCGCCGCUGCUGCUGCAAGCAGACGCAAGAAGCGUGUUAGCCAGGAGAGCGAGAGAGAGACACGGGAGGCGACGCAGUUUACGCGCUGCAAGCGUGACGCUCCCCAUUUGUCGAGGCGAGUCUCGAGGAGUGCCAGACCCUCCUCCUACCCCCCCUCUCCUCCGUCAAAACUUUGUGAAUGGACGAAUUACCAAGAAGGGCGUCAGGCAAUGGCACAUACCACUUCAAGAUUCUGGUGCCCGCAGUGGCAGCCGGCGCCAUCAUCGGCAAGGGCGGGGAAACGAUUGCACUACUCCAGAAAGAAGCCGGGGCCAGGGUCAAAAUGUCAAAGUCAAACGACUUCUAUCCCGGAACGACGGAGAGGGUCUGCCUUAUCACAGGAAGCGUGGAGGGGGUCCUACGUAUACACGAGUUUAUCAUGGAAAAAAUUAAGGAGAAGCCAGACCCCACGGCGAAGAUCGCCAUAGACUUCGACCAUAAGCAACCUGCGGAAAGAGAGAAGCAGGUGAAGAUCCUCGUUCCCAACAGCACGGCGGGCAUGAUCAUUGGCAAGGGGGGCAGCUACAUCAAGCAGAUCAAGGAGGAGAGCGGCGCCUACGUGCAGAUCUCGCAGAAGUCCAAGGACCAUGCGCUGGCCGAGCGCUGCAUCACGGUCAUCGGGGAGCUGGAGAACAACAAGAAGGCCUGCCACAUGAUCCUGGCCAAGAUCGUGGAGGACCCCCAGAGCGGCAGCUGCCUGCACGUCAGCUACGCCGAGGUCACGGGCCCCGUGGCCAACUUCAACCCCACAGGCUCGCCCUACGCCAACCCCUCGAGCGUCCACUCCACGGUGAACAACAGCACGGCCAGCUACAGCUCGAGCGGCAGCCUGAACAGCAUGAGCCCCACAGCCAACUUCAGCAGCACCCCACACCACCAGUCCCUGGUGCCCAGCUUCCCCGGCGUAGCCCCGGCCGUCGCGGGCAACGUGGCGCAGCUCCUCGAGAACGUCAAGGCGGUGCUGCGGAGCAACGGCUACACGGAGCAGGCGACGGCAGACAUCGCGGCGGCCAUGGGCACGCUUGCCAGCUACGGUGUGCUCGGCUCGAGCCUGGGUGCGCUGCUCGCCGGCAUGAACGGCACGCUGGUCGCCGGCGGCGGCAAUCCGCCGCAGCCACUGCAGAUGGGCACCAACGCGCAGCAGGCUAUGUACCCGUCUUCGCCGAUGGAUGCGACGCCGCCGGUGGUGCCCAGCAGCUCGGGCAUCUUUGGGCCCGUGGGCAGCCUCGGCGGCGGGGGCUUCGGGUCGCCCACGGGGCGCUCGGACCGCUUCCACGGGGACAUGGUGUUCGACCCGUUCCGGAGAAACUCUCCCGCGCUGGCCUCGCCGGGCGCCAGCGGCAACGGCACGGGACUGCCAGUGAACAACAACUCGUUCGGCCUGGGCACGGGCCUGGGCGCCAUCCCUGGCGCCGGGCCGAUGCAGUGCAAGUCGCCGCCGCCCCCGGGAGGGGCCGUGGCCGAGAAGGCGGGCGACGCUGUGAAGCGCGACCUGGAGGUCGGGGAGAACAUUGUGGGGGCCAUCCUGGGGCCCGGCGGCAAGUCGCUGGUGGAGAUCCAGCGCUUCAGCGGGGCGGCCAUACAGAUCUCCAAGAAGGGCAUCUUUGCGCCGGGGACCCGGAACCGCAUCGUGACCAUCACGGGCUCGCCCAACGCCGUAUCGACGGCCCAGUACCUCAUCGAGCAGCAGAUCGCCGAGGAGGAGGCCAAGAGGUCGCAGCAGAAUGCCCUAGGGGUGUUGCGCUAGGCCUCCCUCUCCCCCGUUGUUCUGGCUUCUUGUCACCCACUCCUUCUCGAGUUGCGCCGGGGCAAAGUGGACCCCACUUCCCUGCCCCUCGCACCUUACCAAAGGUGUGGCUUUUUUUUUUUUUUUUUUCAAGUGCUGAAGAGUCUACGGUUAUUUGCAUUCUGAGAGAAUCCCCUCCCCCUGGUUGUUUUUUUUCCCUCACAUUACAUCUAUCUCCCCCACCUUGUGCGUUUUGAACAGUCGCUUUAGUUCGAAGCCAAGUACUGGUGUGUUUCUUGUUGUUGUUGUUUUUUUUUCCCCCCGCAUAACUGUCUUCUUUUCCCCGUUGCGAUGCGGUCACUUUCUGGUUUGUUGCGCAUCGCCGCGGAGUCGUCCCCUCCCUCGAACCACCGGACGUGCGGGUGGUACCCCUCCUCCCCACCCCUCCCUCCCAGAGGAAAGGAUGCUGUUGAAAUGUGAUGUUAAUGUAUUGUAAUAAUUAAUAUAACAUAGCUAUAUACAUAUGUAUAUAUACUACACACGUGCGGGGUGUAUGUGUGUACAGGUGCGUACGUCUUGGGGAAAGAGCCGCGCGCUCGACAAGUCUGAAUGAGUGUCGGGAAGGGGCGACCGUCGCCGUAUUUUUUUGGGGGGGGCACGUCGGGCUGACGGCGGUCGGCCCACUGUACAAGAAGUCGGGAAGAGCGGCGGCGAUAACGGGCGCAAGGGGUAGAAUGGUUUCCGAGGGGUAGGGCUAAGGCUUCCCAGUUCAUCUUCCCCUGGUCAUAAAGUCUGCGUCGCCACAUCUCUCAUGGUCGUGCAACUCGCUCGGCAGAGAGGGAACCGAAGCGAAAGUUUGCCCCCCUCAGUCGUCGUCUCUCUCAAUCCAUCUUCCGUUCAAGUUUUCUUUUGCGUCUUCGAGAGGGGGCCAGUGCACAUGCGGGUGGCGUCGGCACGCCUUACCUUUUCCACCUGCCGUCGGGUGGCGUCUCCCGUUUUGUAUACCCUUCGUCUACAGAGCUUCCGUGGGUUGGUCGACGUGGUCUUGCGCGAAUGAGGAACGAACGGGUCAUCGUCCAACUUCUUUCGUUUGGGGGUAGUUUCGGUUCCGUCUGGCCCUUCCAGUUAUACCCCAACCCCGUUCCAAUCCGAAUGGACGGUUUGUCGUCAGGUUUUCGUUUGCGCAAACCUCGACUUGCGUUUCGUGGGGCGCCGCCGCCGAGUCUGCUCGCGUACCUUUCUUGCCUUUUCCUCACCCGGAGCAUUUCUUCUCUAAACGGCGUCGAACGAGCUUUUGAUACCGAGAAACUCUGACACGGCGGCGCCUCCUUUCCACACCGCUCCCGCAAACUUCGUCUCCCUCAAUCGUCGUCGCGGAACCUGCAUCAUUUUAGCUCUUCUCGCCAGUCUCCCUUCGGCAUCUGGUCACACACACAUUCUUCAGCCUCUGCCGAAACGCUUUGUGCCGCUUUAGCAAAUGCCGCUGCAAGUUUAUUUUCUUCCAAGUACAAGUGUUUGAGCCUAUGCAAUGCUCAGCCUACGGCACUGGCAAGGGAUACACCGGACCCGGCGUCUUGUUCGGGACGAAAAGCCCGGUCCCAACGUCCCGAUCAAGUGUUCAAGGUCCCUGCCGCAAGGCGCCGCGGCGCACACCUAACCAACGCAAAGUGAAAGAAAAAACCGUACGCUCUUAGCCAUCGUUUUUCCGCAUUGCUCUAGACGGAUGGAAGGGUCACUUACCGUACAUUUCCACUUGGCAUCAUAUCAACCGGGCAUUUCUCGUUGCGCAUUAUUGCGAGUAUCUCUCACUUUCUCUCGGAGGUUACCCCAUCACAUCUGUUCUCUUGGUCGGCUGCAUCCGAUCGUUGCACAUCGAUGGGGCAGUUUUUUUUUGCCGGCCCGCGUCUCGUUUUUGGAAACAGACAGACCUUCGGUUUUUUAUAGUGCCUGGAGCAUCGUAUGGUGCGGGUUGGGAGCCAGGGUGUAGUUUUUCGUCGCUCUGUCGGAGCCGACGUGACCCGCAACUUUUUUUUUUUUUUCUUCCCGCCCCUCCCCCCGUCGUUGCAGGUCGGAACCGAUGUUAUACGUUCCGUAGGCGUCGUUUCGUGGCUUGCGAACAUUGUUUUGCCGCUUGUGCGUGUCUGCUCAUGGCCUGGAUACAUCAUUUUGCUGCCCGGGCGCAUCAGUUCAUGGCCUUGGCACGUCGGUUUACAGCCCGUGCGCACCAGUUUGCGGCCGGUGAAUGUCCGUCUGCAACCUGUGAACAUCAGUCCCGACACGAAGUCAUUUUUGGAGGGUCUUUUCCCCUCGGGAGACGUGAUUUUUGCAUCUGUGGUCUUUACGGGGCGGAAGGGGUGGGACGGAGCGGUGCACUUCCCCCGGCGACAUUGUUGCCAGUCGGGGGAGACAAACUCUGUAGGAAACACAUUAUAGCAGUCGCAUCGACAACGCAGUCGCCACCACCACACCUAGGAAAGGAAUGCAUUACACAUGGGCUCGCAUGUAUUCAUAGUGUUAUUUAUUUGAUGCCUUACAUUUUUUUUUAUGUGUGCAUGAUGAGAUCCUGCCUCUUUUUCAAUGUCAUCUGAACUUCUUCGUGGCAAAGGUAUUUUUUAUAUUUCUUUUUUCAAAACGUUUAAUGCUAGAACAUGCUUUUCUUUUUUUCGGAAAGGGCAUGCUUACAUUAAAAUGUGUGUGUACAGCUGCCAAUCCUUGUGCUCUUGAGUUUGCAGUGUACGGUUUGUUUUUUCUCAUCUGGUUAACAAACAUAAGAAAAUGUAAAAAAAAAAUAUUUUUUUUUUUUUAAAGUGAUUUAUGAUUAGGGGUUUGUUAAAUAGAGGUAACUUUGGAAUUUUUUUUUUUUUGGUCUUGGGUUACUGUAGUUGCUCCUUUUGUUUUGUGUAAAUGUUCAAAUUUAUCUAGGUGACCAUUGUUUCCUGUUGCUUUUUUAAGGUCUUUCCUACAUAUGUGUACAUAAUAUAACAUAAUCUAUACAUACAUAUAAAUAUAUAUAUGUGGAGGGCUGUUUCAGCAAACCACGAGGAGAAUAAAGACGAAACAAGGUGCAACCGUUUCGUUAGGACACAUUGAAACAUUUUUCUCCCCCUCUAAUGCAUAACAAGGGUUUCCAGAGUUGUUGUUUUUGUUUGUUUUUUCUCAUGCAACUUGUCAUUUUCCUUUUUUUUUUGUUUUAAGGUGCACUGCUAGGAAUAUUCUAAUUGUGACUCUGGGGUGGGAAACCGGGCACACUUUUUUGUGGCGACGUAUUAAAUGCCUCUAGCGAAGUCCUGUGCUUGUUGGCGGUGGUUCCUCCGCGGCGGCGGUAACACGCCGCCGCCCCCCCCGCGCUGAUGUUUGUGCGGUACUUAACACGGAGAGCGGAGUGGCAAAAACCGGGAAUGCCACUUUGCCCCUGCCAUGAGCAACCUUAUUGCAGCAGAUGCAUUUAGGAAGACGAGGGGGGAGGAACGGAGGGCUGCAGGCGUCGGAAACGCCCCAUCCUCCCCCCACCACCACCACAGCGAAGAAGUCUCGCUUUGACACGAUCCUGUGAUGAUACACACACACACUCACACGAGAAGAAAAUGGUAGACCCAGACAUUCCAGCAUGCGGCAAAGACUGGAUGACCAGAGGUGGUUGGGAGGCAGACUCUCGCCUCUGCUGGGUGGAAGUGAAGGAAGAACUGAAAGGACGCGAGGAAGAAGAAAAAAAAAGCGCUCGGUGCCUCCUCGGACCGGAGCAUUCUAGUCUCUCGGGUAGUUCUCUUCGAGUCGUCUUCGAUUACACCACAAUCGCCACGCCUUGCGCCCCCUCCCCGCCCCCCCCCCCCUUUGGAGCCGUCUCGAGGGCAGUCUUCUCUUUCCUCCCACUGUCGCACAAUUUCUUUUCGUCUGCCGAGUGUAGAGGCGCUACUACCGCUCGGCCGGGGAAGAGAGGACGGGAAAGGGGCAAGAAAUGGACAAACAAUGGGUGCUCAAGCGGUGGGUAGUUCGCUGACCCGUUCCUCUCUCGUACAAAGACAAAAAGUGGGUUUCCCUGCCGCACUGAUCCUGGGGCUGUUUAGGUACGCCGAGGGAACCUCGUGCGGUCGGCGGUUUCGUUUUUAUAGUUUGAUGCCUUUUGCGCAUGCCUUUUUUUCAAAGUUCGACGCUUCGUCGAGGUUUAUUAGGGGUUUUUUAACGAUCCUUCAGAUUUUCGUCAUCGCCGUCUCGCGACGCCACGUUUUGGGGUAGGUGGCAAUUUUUUUUGUCGGCUCUGCGAAUCCAAGAACUCGUUAGGUCUGUUGUCGUUUACUCUUAUUAUGACCCUCGGGAGUUUCGGCAGGAAGCGUUUUUGUCUUUUGCACUUCGAAAAGAAAGGAAAAAGAAAAAAAUGAUGCAUGACCCAGAAUUUUAAUGUUUUUUUUUUUGCAAUUGUGCUUACGAGUGCUGCAGCACGACGCCAACGUAAACGAAAAACAAAAAAAAAUUGCUUACGUACCUAUCAAAUUGCUGGGAUCCAUUAUUUUUUUAAUUAUUGUAUAACUGUUGUAUCACUGCUAGAACAAUUAAUAAAAAGAAAAAAAAAACUGGACACUGUGCAAGGUGGCUCGGAGCAACCACACCUCUUCACGUACAUAAACACGCGCAUACACAUUCUUUCAACCGUGUGUCUGGGCAUAAUGUAACUCGCGUGUGCAUGCAUUGUUUCCUGGGAUUCUUUUUUUUCUCCGUGUGCUAACAUUCACACUGUUGUUGUUGUUGACACGUUUCAAAGUGUGUUUCUUCAUUUCAUUUUUUCUUCCCGCUCACGUGCAUGUGUGGAUGUGCGCAAGCGUGCUCCUGCUGUGCAGAGCCUUCCUAAGAUAAAAAGAAUAAAGGAGAGCGUAGCAUGGGAGGACUGGCUCGAGUUGUUCGAUGUGUUAGGCCACAAGUUUACUCCGGGACUUUGCCUGCAACUGUUUUGUGGAGCGGCGCGCGGCCUCGGUGGGCGAGCGUCGUGUUUGCGAGAUGCAUCUCUCUCUGUCUCGGUUUUCUUAUUUGGUGCAAAUGGACUUUUUGAUAGGAGCCGUCGGCGCCGCCCCAUCUCAGGGCAACAACUUCCUCUCUCCCCCCUCCCCUGCUCCGGUGGAAGUCAUGCGAUGCUUUUUCUUGUUAUUUCGUGAAUGCUGUGUUUUCAUAGGUAUUUCAAAUAAACACUAAAAUUUUGAGCAUA
This is a messenger RNA of Ixodes scapularis (black-legged tick), 7249 nucleotides long. It is a transcript of the gene pasilla, whose product is annotated as RNA-binding protein Nova-2. The record is from RefSeq and is a predicted model, not a curated record. The transcript is spliced from 5 exons. Gene Ontology annotation, cellular component: nucleus; cytoplasm. Lineage: Eukaryota; Metazoa; Arthropoda; Arachnida; Ixodida; Ixodidae. Bases 469 to 2076 code for a protein of 535 amino acids. Gene Ontology annotation, molecular function: mRNA binding. Gene Ontology annotation, biological process: regulation of alternative mRNA splicing, via spliceosome; mRNA splicing, via spliceosome.